AUGGGCGCCAUGAAGAACAAGUACUCCGUCAUUCUCCCGACCUACAAUGAGCGGCGCAAUCUCCCUAUUAUGUGCUGGCUUCUGGAGAGGACGUUCCGGGAGAACAACCUCGACUGGGAAGUAAUCAUCGUCGACGACGGUUCCCCUGACGGCACCCUCGAAGUCGCCAAACAACUGCAAACCCUUUUUGGCCCCGAACACAUCGUCCUCAAGCCACGCGCCGGCAAACUCGGUCUUGGAACCGCCUACGUGCACGGCCUGCAAUUCGCCACGGGCAACUUUGUUAUCAUCAUGGACGCCGACUUCAGCCACCACCCCAAGUUCAUUCCCGCCAUGGUGGGCAUUCAGAAGGAGACGGACGCGGAUAUUGUCACUGGGACUCGGUACGCGAGCCGCAACGAAAUCAAGGGCGGUGUCUACGGAUGGGAUUUGUUCCGGAAGUUCACUUCGAGGACGGCCAAUUUGAUCGCGGAUGUGAUGCUCAUGCCUGGUGUGAGUGAUUUGACGGGGAGCUUCCGGUUGUAUAAGAAGAGUGUGUUGGAGAAGGUUAUUCAUAGUACUCAGAGUAAGGGAUACAGUUUUCAGAUGGAGAUGAUGGUGCGGGCCAAGGCGAUGGGGUACAAGGUUGCUGAGUGUCCGAUCACUUUUGUGGAUCGGUUGUACGGUGAGAGUAAGCUGGGUGGUUCGGAAAUUGUGGAGUACCUGAAGGGUGUGUUUUCGUUGUGGUUGAAGGUUUAA
Messenger RNA from Aspergillus ruber CBS 135680, 738 nucleotides. Its product is annotated as dolichyl-phosphate beta-D-mannosyltransferase. Bases 1 to 738 code for a protein of 245 amino acids. Gene Ontology annotation, biological process: protein O-linked glycosylation via mannose; GPI anchor biosynthetic process. Gene Ontology annotation, cellular component: endoplasmic reticulum membrane. The record is from RefSeq and is a predicted model, not a curated record. Lineage: Eukaryota; Fungi; Ascomycota; Eurotiomycetes; Eurotiales; Aspergillaceae. The transcript is spliced from 2 exons. Gene Ontology annotation, molecular function: dolichyl-phosphate beta-D-mannosyltransferase activity.